Molecule: messenger RNA, 2575 nt
Organism: Dunckerocampus dactyliophorus (ringed pipefish)
Lineage: Eukaryota; Metazoa; Chordata; Actinopteri; Syngnathiformes; Syngnathidae
Product: RIMS-binding protein 2-like
Exons: 7
Coding region: 1823-2464 (213 amino acids)
Biological process (GO): neuromuscular synaptic transmission
Molecular function (GO): protein binding
Source: RefSeq, a predicted model, not a curated record
UGGAGGAAAGAACAGCUCCUCUCCUCUCUCCCUUGCUGUACUUCAUCCAUCUCUUUUCUUUUGUAGAGUGAAUGUUGAAGAAGGACCUGCCUUUAUCAUUUCAUUAAAAUAAUCAUAAUAAUAAUAAUCUUGUCAUUCCAGUGAGAAAGGAGAAAGGAAAGGGAUGAGGAUUUCUACGGGACACCCUCUCUCUCCCCACCCUGCACCCCCUCCCUCGAUCACGUCAUCUCCCAGAAAGGUGGGCGUCAGUGCCAAUGAUGUAAUAGUCCCUGGACUGAACGCAUGGCUGAAAGGCGAAAGGCAUCAUGGGAGGGAACGAGAGAACCCACACAGGAGUAAAAACCCAUCCAUCCAUCCAUUUUCUAUACCGCUUCAUCCUCAUUAGGGUCGCAGGGGCAUGCUGGAGCCUAUCCCAGCUGACUUCGGGCGACAGGCGGGGUACACCCUGGACUGGUCGCCAGCCAAUCGUAGGGCACAUAUAGACAAACAACCAUUCACACUCACAUUCAUACCUAUGGACAAUUUAGAGUCGCCAAUUAACCUAACAUGCAUGUUUUUGGAAUGUGGGAGGAAGCCGGAGUGCCCGGAGAAAACCCACGCGCACACGGGGAGAACAUGCAAACUCCACACAGAAAUGCCCAGAAUCGAACCCAGGUCUUCCCGAUCUCCGGGCUGUUCCUGUAUUGGCCAACGUGCUAACCACUAGACCACCGUGCGGCCUGGAGUAAAAACCACCCAGAAUAAAAAAACCUCCUUGCUGCGGCUAAACUACCACACAUGCUGUUGAAAGUAAGUACAAUCAACCUUCAAAUUAUGCAUUAUGUUGAAUAUACAGACAUAAAUAUCAUUCGCAAGUCUGUUACAUUGCUACGACAUGUCAUUAUUUACGGAGCUCGUUGUAUUCGAAAGCCAGCAGUACGACGCCACAUACACCGCACAGACAGGUGGAAUUUAAAAGUUGCUCCACCACACCACCUUGUGGUUGACUUGAGUACAGUACGUUAACUUCGAUAUAUGUUACAGCCUAUGCUUCAAAUCAUUGGAAAGAUUUUUUUGUGCUUCUAUUUUUUUUGUGAAGUAUACCUAUUAUUGUUUUUCAUAUAGUACUCCAUCAGUGACAGUGGAAAAUAAAAUAUAGACAAAUAUACAAUAUAAAAAUAAAAUAAAUAAAUAUAGGUGUUUUGUAUGACAUCAAUUAGUUCAUGAAUAAAAUAUAUUUAAAAAAAUAACCAUCUCUCCUAUGUUAGCUGUCCCUGUCGCACACAAACAGAGAGUGGUGUUAAUUGAUGACCAUGCUGCUAGAGGCGAUUACCACCUGCUGACCUUGCACAGAUCAAAAGAGGAAGUGUUGACUUAAUGUCUUUGCCUUAACUGGGUCAAGUCACCACAUGGGGGAGGAAGAGGACUACUGUCAUAGGGCCCAAAAAUGAUCCAUUUAUCUUUUAAUUGUCGUUCAUUUUUUGCUGAUUGGGAGAAUUCAUGCGAUUCUACUGGCUGGUGGACAUGAAUACAUAAAUACAUAGUGGAGACAAUUUGGAAGAAUUGAAUGAAUGAAAGGGAAGAUAUCCAGACUAUGCAUUUCUAUUUGUACUACUGUAAUAUUUUAGAAUAUUAAUGUGUACACAGUUUCUUUUUCUCUUCUGCCAAGAUGCUAGUACUUUUGUCCAGUUUACAAGUUAAUUGUGAACCUGCCAGUUCAUCCAAGAGCUUCAAAGAGGAUUAGCGUAGCUGCUGCUUGGCUUAGUUACCUCCAAUGAGGAUGAGGACGUAGGAGGGCAGUCCACCAUCUGUCCGCCAAGUGGUCACUUCACUGCUGCUGUCAAUGGAGGCCAGUCUGGAGCUGGACGUCUUGAUUUACCCCAACGAGGUGAGGAUCGCCACCCCCGAGGACCUCCGAGAGUGGGAGCUGGAAACAGCCAGUCAGGUGUCUCUACCUGCCUGCCCUCGACUCUUUGUGGCGCUCUAUCCUUACAACCCCGCGGCCAUGUCGCCUAACCCUGACACUGCGGCCGAGGAGCUGCCUUUCGUGCCCGGACAGAUCAUCAAGGUGUUUGGAGACAAAGACUGCGACGGCUUCUAUCACGGAGAAUCGGGCGGCCUCUCGGGCUACGUGCCGAGUAACAUGGUGGCCGAAAUCCCCGUGGAUGACGAGUAUCUCAAGCAUUUACUCAUGCAGCAGGGCUUCAUCCCUGUCGAUCAAACAGGAAUGUCUUUGACCCCUGAUGUGAGCGAGGUGUCCAGUGUUCCUGAAGGCGUGAUUGUACGCAGAAUGGUGGCCUUAUUUGACUACGACCCCUGGGAAAGUUCGCCGAAUAUGGACAGUGACGCUGAACUGGCCUUUCGUUCGGGUGACAUCAUUUAUGUUCUAGGAGACAUGGAUCCAGAUGGAUUCUACUACGGCGACCUGCAAGGAAGACGAGGUUUGGUCCCGUCCAAUUUCCUGCAGCCGCUACCUUGGGAUUAGAAUAUGAUCUGGUUUGCUAGCUAACACACACCGAGAUACACGUCACCAUUUUAUAUCCAAAUGCUCCGUUUUUAAUUCAUUAGCAAUGGCUAAUGAAGUCCAAAUGAAUUA